Messenger RNA from Lactuca sativa (garden lettuce), 903 nucleotides. RefSeq lists its product as uncharacterized. The record is from RefSeq and is a predicted model, not a curated record. Lineage: Eukaryota; Viridiplantae; Streptophyta; Magnoliopsida; Asterales; Asteraceae.
AUGCGGAAUGUUAUGCACAUUUUGCAAACUAAAGGGUAUAACUUACAGUAUCGUGUAAACACGAUUACUAACGAGCUAGAAGAUCUAUUUUUUAUUCAUCCAACAUCAUUAAAGAUGUGGCAAACAUUUCCAUAUGCGGUGUUGAUGGAUGCUACAUAUAAAACGAACAAGUAUAAUCUUCUUUUCCUAGAAAUUGUUGGUGUCACUUCUACAAACAAGACGUUUUCCAUAGCCUUUGCAUUCAUACAUAAUGAAAAAACGAGCAACUAUAUAUCGGCAUUGACUUGUUUGAAAUUGACGAUUAACGAUUCUUUCAGUCCUCGUGUUAUCGUCACCGAUAGAGAUUUAACAUUGAUGAAAGCAUGCGAAGAUGUUUUUUCACAAAAUGUUUUUGAUUAUCUUUAUACUGUGUGGUUGGGGAAGUAUGCUGAAAGAUUUAGUCGAGAGCCAACAUGCCAAACUGAAAAACACCUGGAAUAUGCGAAAUGUGAUUUGGACAAAUUCAUACAUGUUAUUGAAAAAGUUGUACAAUCACAAGAAACUGCUAUCAAAGAAACUUUCACACGUUGCAUAAUCACUUAUAUGCCAAGGUUUAAGGAUCGGAUAUUCGAAAUAUUGCGAAAACGUGUUUCAGUGCAUGCUAUGGAUAAAAUCUUGGAAGAGUUUCAUCGGUCAAAAAGAUUUGCACUAACUCCUGAGAAUUGUGGAUGUCAAUUGCGGACAUGUUUUGGAUUACCAUGUGCUCACGAACUUGUGAUGUAUGUCGGCUCACCUAUUCCAUUAGAUUCGAAUGAUGCUUUUUGGAGAAAGCUUGAUUUGACGUCUUCUAUAUCUGUGGAAUAUGAUGAUCUUAAUGUUGAUAAUCAUAUGCAAAGUUUGGACAUUUACAUGCGGAAUAUUUAA